AACUGCUUGGCUGUCAUCAUUCGUUGUUUCUCUGUCGUUUCAUUUGGUUCGUCUUUUCGAUUUGAUUUGAUCGAUUUUUUUAAACAAAGAUUUCCUUUUGAAAACAAAAAAUAAAUUUCGUCUUAUUUACGGCCGUUUGUGUUUUAUUAUUAUCUGAUUUGUUAAUUUACAUGAGUUACUGUGCAUUUGUUUGCCUCGUUUGGGCUAUUUGUUUUUUGUUCAUCAAUUUGACACACACAUCGUAUAAUUGAUAUAUCAUCUAAUCAACGCGCCGGGGUUUCCUUCAUUUAUUUUUUUAUUAAUUUCCGGCCAAGUUUUUCAUUAACCAAAUUGAUUGAUUAACAAGCUACAAAUACGUGUUGUGUGUGUGUGUGUGUUUUAUUUAUUUGAAGGGUUUUGUGAUCUUACAAUUGUGUUGUCAAAAUAAUUAUCCUGAAAAUUAUGAAAUUUUUUAUCUAAAAAUCACGUUUUUAAUUUCUGGUAAAAUCUACAGAUAAGUUUUUUUUCUUCUGGAUUAAAUCAUUUUGUUUCUACUAGUAUACACAACGAUAUAUCAAAAACCGUGAAAAUGACAACUACUGAAAACGAAACUAAAGUGGAAACACAAGGAACACCAAAAGAAGAAACGAUGAACGAAACAGUUGAGUCGAAGAAAUCGGAUGUAAAAGAAAGUACGAAUGAAAACAAUUCAACACCAGCAUCACCAACAAAGAAAACUGAGACUCUUAAACCGGCUAUAACAGCACAUAAAAAAGAUUUCGAAAAGGAUGUCGUCUAUUUGUAUCAAUUUACACGAUCAACAACUAUUCCAUCAUUGUCGGCUUGUUGUUUAAAAGUGGAGAAUUGGCUUCGUAUGUCCGGCAUUCGUUAUGAAAACGUUGAUCACAAACUUCGUUUCAAAUCCAAGAAAGGUCAUUUACCAUUUGUGGAAUUGAAUGGCAAAGAAAUCGAAGAUUCGGAUACAAUUAUCAAAGAAUUAUCAAAAUAUUUUGAUAAAGAAUUAGAUUUCGGUCUAACUGAAGAGCAGAAAACAACUAGCCAUGCAUUCAUUUCAAUGUUGAAUAAUCAUACCGGAUGGAUUGUACGUUGGUGGCGUUACAAUAAUCCACGGGAAUUUCUUGAAAGCGCUCAACUUGAUAUCAAACGAACAUUCAAUUCACGUUUCCCGAAUUCAAUCUUGAAUUUUGUUUUCAAACUUGGUUUCAAAAAGCAUCUCAGUGAUUCGCUAGGCUUGGGCCGUGGACGUUUCACAUUGGAAGAGAUUCAAGAAUCGGCUAAAGAAGAUCUCAAAGCAUUGAGUAAUCUUCUUGGAAGCAAAGACUACUUCUUUGGCAAAGAACCACACUUGCUUGACUGUGUUGCAUUCGCACAUUUGGCACAAUUUUACUAUGUACCAUUCGAUCAAAUGAAAGGAUGGAUUGAAACUGAAGCAUCGAAUCUGAUCGCUUUGGUUGAUCGUUUCAAAACAACUUAUUGGCCCGAUUGGGAAGAAAUGUGUUCUUCAUUAGAAUUAAAUACUCAUCUUCCUAAGAAAGAAGUACCAGCUGAUCAGGCCGAACCAAAAGCCGAUGAUGAAGAAUCGAAAAAGAAAAAGGACGACAAAAAGAAGAAAGAGAAAAAAGAAAAAAAAGAUAAGAAAAAAGAAUCUACCAAAGAAAAAACUGGAGAAACGGCCAAGGAAGCUGGUGAUGCUAAAGAUAAAGCUGAAGAUGGUGCUGCUAAAGAAACUACAGCUGAACCUGCUGCUGCUGAUGCUAAUAAACAAGAUGCAGCUGCACCAAAUGGUGGUGAAGCACCGAAAACCGAAGUGGCUGCUUCAGAAUAAUUUACAAAUGGCAUCUUGUCUAUCGUUUUUUCAUCUUUUUUUCUCUUUUGAAACAAUAACACAUACACAGUCAACCAAAAUACAAUAACAAAAAAAAAUUCUUCAUUUUCAUCUUCAAAAAAGAAUUUGGUUAAUUGACGAAAUAAUUUCCAAAGCCAAACAACAUUGAACCCAAAUUUCGUAAUUUUCGCUCUGAUUUUUUUUAGUACAAUUUCGAGACCAUUUACACUCACCAAUCAAACAAUCAUCGAAUACAACAUACACACACACACACACGUCAUUUUGCCAUUGGCAUUCCAUUUUUUUUGUCGCAUUUUUAAUACAUUUUUUUAUCUGAUUGAUUUUUUUUUGUAAAUUUCUCUGUGCUUUUCUAUUUCUACAACCAUUUCUAUUUCACACCCACACGCAUACAUUUGAUUGGCUUUUAAUUUAUUUUUUUAAUUUUCUUUCUUUUUCCUCUAAGAGAAUAUGUCACAAAUAUGCGCCCUGUUACACAAUGAUAACACAAAGAUUUACUACAAAAGGGGCUUGCAUAAGAUUUAUGAUGAUUCAUUUAUAGUUACAAAUUAACACACACACACACAUUUCUCCAUUUUUGCAUUUCACAUUCAUGAUGAACAUUAAAUUUUGUAAUUUUUGUUUCUAAAAAAUAAAGAUUUUUAAACAUUGAAAAAAACCAAA
Molecule: messenger RNA, 2506 nt
Organism: Dermatophagoides farinae (American house dust mite)
Lineage: Eukaryota; Metazoa; Arthropoda; Arachnida; Sarcoptiformes; Pyroglyphidae
Gene: fax
Product: failed axon connections
Cellular component (GO): cytoplasm
Source: RefSeq, a predicted model, not a curated record